AUGUUGGAUCAAUUGCGCUCGUACUAUAGCUUUCUUAAGCCCCAAAGCGGCGUAUAUCAGUAUAUGCCCUUCAAUAAGGCUCCCACCACCCGCUCACGCACUCGCAUUGCACUCAUAACGGGCGCCUGCAUCAUUGCUGCACUCUCAGUCUCCGCGCUCUUUGUUCAUCCCGUAGAGAAAGCAAGGCAAUACGGCAUAUUCCAGUCAACCGACACAUCCGGUCACGGCAGCAUACCCAGCAUAGUCCACUACGUGCAAAUCAAAAAGGACGAAAAAUCCGUCCUCAAAUUCCCCUUCUCCAGCUUCCUAAACAUCUGUGCCGCAGUCCUCUACAUCAAGCCCGAACGCAUCUACAUCCACACCGACUUCAGCCCCUCUGAGAUCAGUGAAGCCAGCGAAAAAGGCGACAGAUGGACCAAAUCCGUCAUCAAUACCUUCGCCGACCUCGUAAUCUGGAAUCCCGUACACGCCCCCACCUUCGCCGGCACAAAUGAAAACCAGCACAUCGACGCCAUCCAGCACAAAUCCGAUUUUCUGCGCUGGGAAGCCUUGGAGAAAACAGGAGGCAUCUACAUGGACUGGGACGUCUUCCCUUUACGCCCUCUAACUCCGCUCCUGACAACAGGCUUCGCCUUCAUCGGCGGCCGCCACUACGGCGGCGCAGGUGAACAGAGUGGCAUAAACGGCACCAUCAACAACGGCGUCUUCAUGACCAAGCCCAACAGCACCAUGGCCCGCAUCGUCGUCCGCGAGCAACACGCCGGCUUCAACGGCAAAUGGGCCGCAAACCUCCAAAGCAUGACCAACGUCGCCGAGCGCCUCGUCCCCAUCCCCUACGAAGUCUUGAUCCUCGACCGCACCGCGUUUGCGCCAACCCACUGGUUCCAGGAUAGUACGGAUCCGCUGUUCAAGCCGAAUGAAGGUAAGCCUGCGUCACCUGUACCCGAGAAGACGAAUUCUACCGAUGCGAUGGAGAUUUACGAGGUGGCAAUUAAGAAUCGCCGCAGGAGAGCGGAGUGGGAGAUGGAUUUUUCCUCGACGUAUAUGUUGCAUGCUUUUGCGCUGAAUCGGUAUUACAAGUAUGUUAAUCCGAAGACGAUUCUGAGUCGUACGAGUAAUUUUGGGAUUGCGACGUAUGAUACUGUUAGGCAUAUGGUGGAUAUGGGGUAUGUGGGGGAGCAUGAUGAGGAGUAG
Bipolaris sorokiniana ND90Pr is the source of this 1194-nucleotide messenger RNA. RefSeq lists its product as uncharacterized. Lineage: Eukaryota; Fungi; Ascomycota; Dothideomycetes; Pleosporales; Pleosporaceae. The record is from RefSeq and is a predicted model, not a curated record. The transcript has a single exon. The coding region runs from base 1 to 1194 and encodes 397 amino acids.